This is a messenger RNA of Wasmannia auropunctata (little fire ant), 304 nucleotides long. Its product is annotated as odorant receptor 43a-like. The record is from RefSeq and is a predicted model, not a curated record. Bases 7 to 270 code for a protein of 87 amino acids. Gene Ontology annotation, biological process: sensory perception of smell; detection of chemical stimulus involved in sensory perception of smell. The transcript has 3 exons. Gene Ontology annotation, cellular component: plasma membrane. Lineage: Eukaryota; Metazoa; Arthropoda; Insecta; Hymenoptera; Formicidae. Gene Ontology annotation, molecular function: odorant binding; olfactory receptor activity.
AUUGUCAUGUUGAUGACUACUUUUCUCUAUUGCGGAGCUGGAGAGCUCGUAACGGAGCAUUGCAAUGCAGUAUAUCGUGCAGUGUGCGAUCUUGAAUGGUACAAAUUGGAAUCAAGAAAGGCAAGAAGUCUCAUUUUGUUAAUGAUACGAGCUGGUUAUCCUUUUCGUAUUACAGCAGGAAAGAUUAUUCCAUUAACAAUGGCUACAUUUUGUAGUAUACUAAAAUCAUCGACUGGCUAUAUAUCAUUUUUAUUGACGAAAUAUGGCUAAAGACUAUAUCAAUAUUAGCAUAAACAUAGAGAGA